Messenger RNA from Auxenochlorella protothecoides, 1041 nucleotides. RefSeq names its product Reticulon-4-interacting protein 1, mitochondrial. The record is from RefSeq and is a predicted model, not a curated record. The coding region runs from base 1 to 1041 and encodes 346 amino acids. NCBI's taxonomy places the organism in Eukaryota, Viridiplantae, Chlorophyta, Trebouxiophyceae, Chlorellales, Chlorellaceae. The transcript has 5 exons. Gene Ontology annotation, molecular function: oxidoreductase activity.
AUGACUGAUCAGAAGGUACAGCGGGCCAUCGUCUUCCGCAGAGUCGGAGACCCAUCCGUGCUCGAAGAUGUUAGGGACUGGCCUGUACCUGUUCCCAGCAAAGGCCAAAUCCUCGUGGCGGUGAAAGCGGCGGGCGUCAACCCCGUCGACACCUACGUCCGUGGCGGCAAGGACAUCCCUAAAUUCAUCAUCAAGACGCCGCAGGUGUCUGGUGGUGACUUUGCGGGGACUGUUGCGGCCAUCCCAGAGGGCACGGUGACCGACCUCGAAGUCGGCGACAGAGUGUAUGGUCUGGCUGAUGGUUGGGCGCCCUGGUCGAGAGACGGCACGUACGCUCAGUACACCGUGGUCACUGCCUCGAAGGCGGCACGGAUUCCUGAAAAAGUGUCGUAUACCGAUGCCGCUGGGGUCCCCAUCGCGGGGCUGACUGCCUGGCAGGCGCUGAAUGCCACGGGACUCGAUGCCGGGAGCGGCAAGCGCAUCUUCAUCUCUGCCGGGGCUGGAGGGGUGGGCACCUUUGCCGUCCAGUUUGCCAAGCUCCGGGGCCUGCAUGUCACCACCUCCGCCUCGCCCGCCAAUGCCGACUUCCUCAAGGAUCUUGGAGCGGAUGAGGUGUACGACUACCACAAGAAGAACCUGGUGGAGCUGUACAAGGACAACCCAUUCGAUGCCGUGAUCGACAGCCGCGGAGGCAAAGAUCUGUGGGAGGCGCGAAAGGUGCUGAAGCACAACGGUGCCCUGGCCUCGGUUGAGAGCAACGGAUACGUCCGCGACUAUGGCUGGGGGGGCCGCGCCGUUCACGCCUACAGCUUCCUGAGACAGAAACUGACCGCCAUCGCGCGCCUGGGCCCCUCUUUCCACCCCAUCUUCGGCAGGGCGAGCGGGAAGGAUCUGACAGACAUCGUCGGCCUCGUCGCUGAGGGGAAGGUGAAGGUCAUCAUCGAUCGCACCCUGCCCCUGGGUCAGGCGGCAGCCGCCCACGAGUAUGUCGGCAAGGGCCACACCAAGGGCAAGGUUGUGCUCACUGUGGAUGAGGAAUAG